AUGACAAGAGUGACGGCUACUGAAACAGAACAUGACGGUAUGACGUCACAUGGUGACAUGACGCACAUAAUGACGUCAUAUGGAAUGACGUCACAGUUGAUGAAUAUGAGUUCGAGUGUCGAUAAUAAUAUGGUUGUGAUCAGGAAAAUUUUGAAGGAGACGCCACUGAUCGAUGGGCACAACGAUCUGGCGUGGAAUUUAAGAAAAUUUUUGAAAAACCAGUUACGUGAUUUCCAGUUCUCUGAUCUCGGUAUGACUAAACCCUGGUCGAAUAGUGUUUGGUCUCAUACUGACCUUAGAAGGGCCAAACAGGGCCUUUUAGGAGCACAGUUUUGGUCAGCCUAUGCUCCAUGUUCUUCGCAAUAUUUGGACGCUGUUCAAUUGACUUUAGAGCAAAUCGAUGUUAUCAGAAGACUUAUUAGUCAGAAUAAUAAACAAAUGAGACUGGUUACAAGUGCUGAUGGUAUUGAAGAAGCCCAUCGUUUGGGGUUUCUUGGUUCUUUAAUUGGAGUGGAAGGUGGUCAUUCCAUUGGAAAUAGUUUGGGAGUCUUGAGAUCAUUUUAUGAUCUUGGAGUUCGAUAUUUGACGUUGACACAUACGUGCAACACUCCAUGGGCUGAUUGCUGUUUAGCUGAUGAGCCAGGACGUGUCCCACAUAUUGGAGGCCUGAGUAAUUUCGGCAAAGCUGUUAUAAGAGAAAUGAAUCGUCUGGGCAUGUUGGUGGACCUGUCUCACGUGUCCCAACGUGUUAUGUUGGCAACUUUGAGACAAACGGAAGCCCCUGUUAUUUUUUCGCAUUCAUCAGCCCAUCAAUUGUGUAAUAACUCCAGGAAUGUCCCUGACUACAUUCUCAAAAAACUGGCUGAAAAUGGUGGAAUUGUUAUGGUUGCAUUCUACCCACAUUUUGUCAGCUGUUCUUCAAAUGCAACUUUAUUAGAUGUCGCAGCACACAUCGAGCAUAUCAGAGAAGUCGCAGGAAUCGAUCAUGUGGGAAUAGGAGCAGGAUAUGAUGGAGUUAAUUUAGUGCCAAGAGGUCUAGAAGACGUCUCAAGAUAUCCUUUUCUAUUCCAACAUCUUCUGGCAACUGGCAGAUGGUCAGAAAUGGAUCUAAAAAAAUUGGCAGGACAGAAUCUGUUGAGAGUGUUACGACAAGUAGAAAACGUUCGAGACAGAAUGUCCAUAGACCAAAUUCAGCCCUUAGAUGUAAAAAUUCCAGAACAAGAUGUUCUAGGAAGAGUAUAUUGCAAAUAUGGAGGAAAAAUUACGUGA
This is a messenger RNA of Ctenocephalides felis (cat flea), 1269 nucleotides long. RefSeq names its product dipeptidase 1-like. The record is from RefSeq and is a predicted model, not a curated record. Bases 1 to 1269 code for a protein of 422 amino acids. Gene Ontology annotation, molecular function: metallodipeptidase activity. NCBI's taxonomy places the organism in Eukaryota, Metazoa, Arthropoda, Insecta, Siphonaptera, Pulicidae. The transcript has 10 exons. Gene Ontology annotation, biological process: proteolysis.